Otolemur garnettii (small-eared galago) is the source of this 930-nucleotide messenger RNA. Its product is annotated as olfactory receptor 1A1-like. The transcript has a single exon. Gene Ontology annotation, cellular component: membrane. Gene Ontology annotation, biological process: G protein-coupled receptor signaling pathway. The record is from RefSeq and is a predicted model, not a curated record. Gene Ontology annotation, molecular function: G protein-coupled receptor activity; olfactory receptor activity. Bases 1 to 930 code for a protein of 309 amino acids. Lineage: Eukaryota; Metazoa; Chordata; Mammalia; Primates; Galagidae.
AUGAAGAAAGAAAACCAUUCCUUUAACCUGGAUUUUAUCCUCCUGGGAGUUACAGGUCAGCAGAAGCAGGAAGAUUUCUUCUUUGUUCUCUUUUUGUUCAUUUAUCCCAUCACAUUGACUGGAAACCUGCUCAUCAUUUUGGCCAUUCAUUCUGACAUUCGCCUUCACAACCCCAUGUAUUUUUUCCUUGCCAACCUCUCCUUAGUUGACAUUUUCUUCUCAUCUAUAACCAUCCCUAAGACAUUGGCCAACCAUCUCUUGGGCAUCAAAACUAUUUCUUUUGGGGGAUGCCUAACACAGAUGUAUUUCAUGAUAGCCUUGGCUAAUGCAGACAGCUAUACUUUGGCUGCAAUGGCAUAUGAUCGGGCUGUGGCCAUCAGCCGCCCACUUCACUACACAACAAUUGUGAGUCCAAAGUUUUGUGUUCUGUUAGUUGUUGGGUCUUGGGUAGUUGGAAAUGCCAAUGCCCUCCCCCACACUCUGCUCACAGCUAGUCUAUCUUUCUGUGGUAACCAGGAGGUGGCCAACUUCUACUGUGACAUUAUGCCUUUACUCAAGAUAUCCUGUUCUGACAUCCACUUUAAUGUGAAGAUUAUGUACCUAGGGGUUGUUGUUUUCUCUGUGCCACUACUAUGCAUUAUUAUCUCCUAUGUCCAGGUCUUUUCCACAGUCUUACGAGUUCCAUCUACCAAAGGUGUGUUCAAAGCCUUAUCCACCUGUGGUUCCCACCUCACAGUUGUUUCGUUGUAUUAUGGCACAACGAUGGGCAUGUAUUUCCGCCCUCUGACCAGUUAUAGUCUAAAAGAUGCAGUGCUAACUGUGACGUACAUGGCAGUGACCCCAAUGUUAAACCCUUUCAUCUAUAGUCUGAGAAAUCGGGAUAUGAAGGCUGCCCUGAGGAAACUCUUCAGCAAGAGAAUCCACUCAUGA